CCGGUCCGGUCCGGUCCGGUCGGGAUGGACGCGGCGGAGUGCGGGGUGAAGGUGAUGUGCCGCUUCAGGCCGCUCAGCGACACCGAGCGGAGCCGCGGCGACAAAUUCACCCCCAAAUUUAACGGCGAGGACACGGUGGUGGUUUCGGGGAAGCCUUACGUUUUUGACAGAGUCCUUCCUCCACACACAGACCAGGACCAGGUUUACGACACCUGUGCCAAACAGAUCGUCAAAGAUGUUCUGGGCGGAUACAAUGGCACCAUCUUUGCUUAUGGCCAGACAUCAUCAGGAAAAACCCACACCAUGGAGGUUUCCUAUUUUGAGAUCUACUUGGACAAAAUCAGAGACUUGCUCGAUGUUUCGAAGACCAACCUGGCCGUGCACGAGGACAAAAACCGGGUUCCCUUUGUUAAGGGGUGCACGGAGCGUUUUGUCUCCAGUCCAGAGGAGGUCAUGGACGUUAUCGAUGAGGGAAAAACCAACCGACACGUCGCCGUGACAAACAUGAACGAGCACAGCUCUCGCAGUCACAGCAUCUUCCUGAUCAACAUCAAGCAGGAGAACGUGGACACGGAGACCAAGCUGUCCGGGAAGCUGUACCUGGUGGACCUGGCAGGCAGUGAGAAGGUGAGUAAAACCGGAGCAGAAGGAUCGGUUCUUGAUGAAGCCAAAAACAUAAACAAGUCUCUGUCGGCUCUGGGAAACGUGAUCGCCGCUCUGUCCGAGGGAACCAAGACUCACGUGCCGUAUCGGGACAGUAAGAUGACUCGAAUCCUGCAGGACUCUCUGGGGGGAAACUGUCGCACCACCAUCAUCAUCUGCUGCUCGCCAUCUACCUACAACGAGGCGGAAACCAAGUCCACGCUCAUGUUCGGACAGAGGGCAAAGACCAUCAAGAACACAGUGUCAGUGAACCUGGAGCUGACAGCCGAAGAGUGGAAGAAGAAAUAUGAGAAAGAGAAGGAAAAAACCAGGAGCCUGAACGUUGUGAUCCAGAAACUGCAGAACGAGCUGAAACGCUGGAGAAAAGGUGAGUCGGUCCCACCUGAGGAGCAGAUGAGCAGCAGAGACAAGAAGAGCAGCAGUGAAGUCUCCUCUCUGAUUGACACAUUGGCCCCGCCUCCUGUCCCUUUAUCAGAGGAAGAGAAGACACAGUACGAGAUGCUGAUCACUGAUUUGUACCAGCAGCUGGAUGACAAGGACGAUGAGAUAAACCAGCACAGUCAGGCGUCUGAGACGCUCAGACAGCAUGUGAUGGAUCAGGAGGAGCUGCUGGCGGUGACCCGUCAGGACUACGAGCGCCUGCAGGAGGAGCUGUCGCGGCUGCAGAGGGAAAGUGACUCGGCCAAAGACGAAGUGAAGGAGGUGCUGCAGGCGCUGGAGGAGCUCGCCGUCAACUACGACCACAAGAGUCAGGAGGCGGAGAACAAGAGUCGCAGCAACGAGCGGCUCAGCGAGGAGCUCAGCCUGAAGACCGUGAGCCUGGAGGCGGUGCAGAGGGAGCUGAGCACCCUGCAGGAACUCAGCACCCACCACAAGAAGAGAUCUGCAGAGAUCCUGAACCUGCUGCUCCGAGACCUCACCGACAUCGGCGCCCCCCUCGACCUGAAAGCUGCGACGGAGUCGAGCGGCGUGCUGGAGGAGGAGUUUACUGUGGCUCGCCUCUACGCCAGCAAGAUGAAGUCGGAGGUGAAGUCACUCGUCAAUCGCAGCCGACAGCUGGAGAGCACCGAGUCGGAAUCCCGCCGCCGGACCGAGGCCAGCGAGAUGGAACUGGCGUCCUGUCAGCUGCUCAUCUCACAGCACCAGGCUAAGAUCCGCUCCCUGACCGAUGACCUGCAGCAGGUGGAGCAGAAGAACAGGAAGCUGGAGGAGGGUCAGGACGCUCUGAUGGAGGAGGUCACCAAACUGCAGGCUCAAGGUAAAAUGCACGAGGUGACUGUGAUGGACAAAGAGAAGGAGCACAUGAGCCGCCUGAAGGAUGCUGUGGACAUGAAGAGAACCCUGGAGGAGCAGAUGGAGAACCACCGCGAGGUUCACCAGAGACAGGUGUCCCGCCUCCGCGACGAGAUCGAGCUGAAGCAGCGACUCGUAGACGAGCUGAAAGAUGUGAUUCAGGCUCUGCGAUUGGAGCACCAGAAGCUUCAGUCCGACUUUGACAGACUAAAAGCUGAGGAGCAAAUCAAAGACCAGAAACUCCACAAACUCAUCAGCGACUCCUGCAGCGGCGACUCCUGCAGCAGCGACUCCUGCAGCAGCGACCCGUGCAGCGGCGACUCCUGCAGCAGCGACUCCUGCAGCGGCGACUCGUGCAGCGGCGACUCGUGCAGCAGCGACUCCUGCAGCGGUGACUCGUGCAGCAGCGACUCCUGCAGCAGCGACUCCUGCAGCGGCGACUCCUGCAGCGGCAACUCGUGCAGCAGCGACUCGUGCAGCAGCGACUCGUGCAGCGGCGACUCCUGCAGCGGCGACUCGUGCAGCAGCGACUCGUGCAGCAGCGACUCCUGCAGCAGCGACUCCUGCAGCGGCAACUCGUGCAGCAGCGACUCGUGCAGCAGCGACUCGUGCAGCAGCGACUCCUGCAGCGGCGACUCCUGCAGCGGCGACUCCUGCGGCGACUCGUGCAGCAGCGACUCGUGCAGCGGCGACUCGUGCAGCAGGUGUUUCAGGGCAAAGACCAUCAAGAACACAGUGUCAGUGAACCUGGAGCUGACAGCCGAAGAGUGGAAGAAGAAAUAUGAGAAAGAGAAGGAAAAAACCAGGAGCCUGAACGUUGUGAUCCAGAAACUGCAGAACGAGCUGAAACGCUGGAGAAAAGGUGAGUCGGUCCCACCUGAGGAGCAGAUGAGCAGCAGAGACAAGAAGAGCAGCAGUGAAGUCUCCUCUCUGAUUGACACAUUGGCCCCGCCUCCUGUCCCUUUAUCAGAGGAAGAGAAGACACAGUACGAGAUGCUGAUCACUGAUUUGUACCAGCAGCUGGAUGACAAGGACGAUGAGAUAAACCAGCACAGUCAGGCGUCUGAGACGCUCAGACAGCAUGUGAUGGAUCAGGAGGAGCUGCUGGCGGUGACCCGUCAGGACUACGAGCGCCUGCAGGAGGAGCUGUCGCGGCUGCAGAGGGAAAGUGACUCGGCCAAAGACGAAGUGAAGGAGGUUGCUGCAGGCGCUGGAGGAGCUCGCCGUCAACUACGACCACAAGAGUCAGGAGGCGGAGAACAAGAGUCGCAGCAACGAGCGGCUCAGCGAGGAGCUCAGCCUGAAGACCGUGAGCCUGGAGGCGGUGCAGAGGGAGCUGAGCACCCUGCAGGAACUCAGCACCCACCACAAGAAGAGAUCUGCAGAGAUCCUGAACCUGCUGCUCCGAGACCUCACCGACAUCGGCGCCCCCCUCGACCUGAAGCUGCGACGGAGUCGAGCGGCGUGCUGGAGGAGGAGUUUACUGUGGCUCGCCUCUACGCCAGCAAGAUGAAGUCGGAGGUGAAGUCACUCGUCAAUCGCAGCCGACAGCUGGAGAGCACCGAGUCGGAAUCCCGCCGCCGGACCGAGGCCAGCGAGAUGGAACUGGCGUCCUGUCAGCUGCUCAUCUCACAGCACCAGGCUAAGAUCCGCUCCCUGACCGAUGACCUGCAGCAGGUGGAGCAGAAGAACAGGAAGCUGGAGGAGGGUCAGGACGCUCUGAUGGAGGAGGUCACCAAACUGCAGGCUCAAGGUAAAAUGCACGAGGUGACUGUGAUGGACAAAGAGAAGGAGCACAUGAGCCGCCUGAAGGAUGCUGUGGACAUGAAGAGAACCCUGGAGGAGCAGAUGGAGAACCACCGCGAGGUUCACCAGAGACAGGUGUCCCGCCUCCGCGACGAGAUCGAGCUGAAGCAGCGACUCGUAGACGAGCUGAAAGAUGUGAUUCAGGCUCUGCGAUUGGAGCACCAGAAGCUUCAGUCCGACUUUGACAGACUAAAAGCUGAGGAGCAAAUCAAAGACCAGAAACUCCACAAACUCAUGCUCCUGAAUGAGAAGAGAGAGCAGGCCAGAGAGGACCUGAAGGGUCUGGAGGACACUGUGAUCAAAGAGCUGCAGACGCUUCAUCGCCUUCGCAAACUCUUCAUCCAGGACAUCGCAACUCGCGUCAAGAAUAGUGCAGAGAACGACAGUGACGAGGCCGGAGGAAGUCUGGCUCAGAGACAGAGGAUCGUGUUCCUGGAGAAUAAUCUGGAACAGCUCAGCAAAGUCCACAAACAGCUGGUGAGGGACAACGCCGACCUUCGUUGUGAGUUGCCCAAACUGGACAAGCGUCUGCGAGCCACUGCAGAACGUGUGAAGGCUCUGGAGUCCGCCCUGAGGGCCGCCAAAGAGUCGGCAAUGAAGGACCGAAAACGCUACCAGCAGGAAGUGGACCGCAUCAAAGAAGCUGUCCGCAGCAAGAACCUGUCCAGAAGGGGGCACUCUGCACAGAUCGCCAAACCAAUCCGGGCUGGGCAUCAGCACCCAUCUGGCUCCGCCUCCAUCAGAACAAUUGUCCGAGGGGGCGGGGAAGGGCCCAGCCCACGCCAUCACUACCCCCGACAGCAAACACAUCAACCACAAGUCCAUCAAAGUCACAAGUAAACAACAGGUGAGGCA
Molecule: messenger RNA, 4617 nt
Organism: Thalassophryne amazonica
Lineage: Eukaryota; Metazoa; Chordata; Actinopteri; Batrachoidiformes; Batrachoididae
Product: kinesin heavy chain-like
Exons: 35
Coding region: 25-4602 (1525 amino acids)
Biological process (GO): microtubule-based movement
Molecular function (GO): ATP binding; microtubule motor activity; microtubule binding
Source: RefSeq, a predicted model, not a curated record